Molecule: messenger RNA, 1002 nt
Organism: Naegleria lovaniensis
Lineage: Eukaryota; Heterolobosea; Eutetramitea; Acrasida; Naegleriidae
Exons: 1
Coding region: 1-1002 (333 amino acids)
Source: RefSeq, a predicted model, not a curated record
AUGAAGCAACCAAAGAGUUAUGGUACGACAUUGAAAUUACUGGUCCUCGUUGUUGUAUGUUGUACCAUUAGUAUCAACCUCAUUCCUAUCCAUGCAAAUCCUAUUUCCUCAAUUGAAUUCAACCAAGCAGUGGAUGCAGCCAUGUACGAUGUCGUUUCCUCUUCCACUUUUCAACAAUAUGUUACCAAUGUCAUUGGUUUUCUAGUGGUUCCCAUUUGUCCUACCAAAGUGGAAUAUCCUUCUCGAUGGCCAGUUUCAUCAUCCAUAAGUGAAUUGAAAAUGUGUUACGAUGGUUCUUCAUAUAUUCCUCAACCAUGGCCUCAAAUUUAUCAUGAAGUUGGAAAUCGAUUGAUGGAUGCUCUCAACAAACAUUAUCAAAUGACAAUGAAAGCAAAAUUCGUUCCAUUGGUCAUGAAUGAAUCAUUGGGUUAUUUUGAGAAUAUGAAAUUUGCCGUUGAGAGUGGACAAUGUGAUGUUGCAGUUGCUGAUACGACGUAUACUGAGGAGAGAGCAACCAAAGUCAAAUUCAGUGCUUGUCCUUAUGGUGUAACCAUGAAUGCCUUUCUGAGAACGGAUUUGGACAAUACCACUCUCACUGGAAUCAAUGAAUUGAAACAUUUGAAUCAUUCAGGCAUUAAUGUCACUUACUAUGAAGGAAGUGUGUUUGAAACUAUUGCUCAAGAGAAUUUGCAAGCUGCUACGAAAUUCCCAACCAAUUAUGACAAUCAAUAUACUCUGAUUCGACAACGGAAAGUUCAUGCCGUGAUUGGCGAUGCUUUGGAUCAGGUAACAUGGCUUGAGAAUAAUAAGAAGGAAUGUGUGGGAUGUUAUAUUCGAACUUUUGGAUUGGGAGGAAAGUUUGGAGUGUUUACAGAAGCUACAAAUCGAACGAGUGGUUCAAAUUCGUUUCAUCAAAGAUUUCCAAAGUGUAAUGGGCUUCAGUUUCUUUCAGUAAUGAUCUUGUUGAUGUAUGUGUUUGUACAAGCCUUUGAAAUAUUGUAA